This is a messenger RNA of Solea senegalensis (Senegalese sole), 2467 nucleotides long. RefSeq names its product gamma-glutamyltransferase 1a (gene ggt1a). The transcript has 13 exons. Gene Ontology annotation, molecular function: glutathione gamma-glutamate hydrolase. NCBI's taxonomy places the organism in Eukaryota, Metazoa, Chordata, Actinopteri, Pleuronectiformes, Soleidae. Gene Ontology annotation, cellular component: plasma membrane. The record is from RefSeq and is a predicted model, not a curated record. Gene Ontology annotation, biological process: regulation of inflammatory response; peptide modification; regulation of immune system process. The coding region runs from base 16 to 1788 and encodes 590 amino acids.
CCAGCCCCCCCUCCAAUGAAACCGCACCUUGUUCCUAAGAGUGCCAUCCACCAACACAACAGGAAAAUGGUUGGGAAGCCCAUGGUUGCUGGUCUGGUGGUCCUGGUGGCUACAGUGAGCCUGUUCCUCGGGAUAUUCAUGGGUCUGGGGAAGCAAAACACCCCUGCCCCCUCAGACUACUUCUACUCAAAGGCUGCUGUGGCUGCUGAUGCCGGGAAGUGUUCAGAAGUGGGGAGAGACAUCCUGAAGAAAAACGGUUCAGCUGUGGAUGCGUCCAUCGCUGCCCUGCUAUGUGUCGGCCUUUUAAACGCUCACAGCACGGGCAUCGGUGGAGGGUUCUUCUUCGUCAUCUAUAACGCUUCCACAGGGAAGGUGGAAACCAUUGACGCGAGAGAGACGGCACCCAUGAACGCCACUGAAGACAUGUUUGGCAACAACACUACGCUCUCUCGUACAGGUGGAUUGUCCAUAGCCAUUCCUGGGCAGAUCCGGGGCUACGAGAUGGCACACAAGCGGCAUGGCAGGCUGCCAUGGAGGGAGCUGUUUGAGCCCAGCAUUACCCUGGCUCGCAAUGGCUUCCCCGUAGGAAAAGCUUUGGCCGACGCCAUUUCCAAGCACAAAGAGUCAAUUCAAGGGGACGCCAACAUGUGUGAGGUGUUUUGUGAUUCUGAAAAAAACAUCCUGAAGGAGAAUGACAUAAUUAGAUUUACAAAGCUGGCCGACACGUUCCAAAGAAUAGCAGAGGAGGGGCCUGACGUGUUUUAUAACGGGUCAAUGGCACAGAGCAUCGUGGAAGACAUCCAGGCAGCAGGUGGCAUCAUCACCCUAGAUGAUCUGUUGGAGUACCAGCCUGUGCUGAAUGAGAACCCUCUAAAGGUGAAUGUUGGGGAAUACACCAUGCAUGUCCCAGAUGCCCCCUCCAGUGGCCCAGUGCUGGCACUCAUACUCAACAUAGUGGAUGGCUACAACUUCUCAGACACGAGCGUCUCCACAGCAGAGCAGAAGACUCUGACGUACCAUCGCAUCGUAGAGGCCUUUCGUUUCGCUUACGCCAAGAGGAGCAGACUCGGAGAUCCCCGUUACCUCAAUAUUACCGACCUCAUUCACAACAUGACCUCAGACUACUUUGCUGACGGCCUACGGAGUAAAAUUACAGAUGACACCACUCACCCAGACAGUUACUACGAGCCGGACUACUUUGUCCCAGACAGCCACGGGACGGCUCACCUGUCAGUCAUGGCUGAAGAUGGAAGCGCAGUGGCCGCCACCAGCACCAUCAAUCUAUAUUUCGGCUCCAAAGUCAGGUCUCGAUCAACGGGAAUCCUUUUCAAUGAUGAAAUGGAUGAUUUCAGCUCUCCCUACAUGACCAACGGGUUUGGAAUACCUCCCUCCCCCAACAACUUCAUCCAACCAGGGAAGAGGCCGCUGUCUUCCAUGUGUCCCACGAUCAUCUUUGACAAAGACAACAGAGUAAAAAUGGUUGUGGGAGCGUCGGGGGGAACGAGAAUCACCACAGCCACUGCCUUAGUGAUCCUGAACUCCCUGUUCUUUAACUACGACCUCAAGAAAGCCGUGACCGAGCCGAGGCUCCACAAUCAGCUCAACCCUAACAUGACGGUGGUGGAGCAGGGCUUUGAAAAGAGGGUGCUGGAGGGUCUGGUCCAGAAGAAUCACAUAACACAGCUGCUGAGCACGGCAGACUCUGUGGUCCAGGCCGUGGUGAGGCAGGGAGAGCGUCUCUGCGCCGAGUCCGACCCCAGGAAAGGAGGCUAUCCGGCGGGAUACUGACUGGGAGCAUUCUGCUCCACUCUGCUUCUCUCAGCCCGGGUCAUGUCUACAAAGACAUUUGGACUGAGCCACAUAAUGCAGAAGUUGUCCACACUGGGGACUCAAGCUAUGAAGACACAGCCACCAAAUCCUACAGAAAGUCAUUUAAUUUUUUUGAUUCCUAACAAAUUCUUACAUUGGUAUUAUAUUUUCUGUGUUUUGAAGAAAACAAGAGUCCAUGUAGUUUGACUCCUGUAUCAUCACAAAUGCUGUUUUAGGAAAGGCCAAACAAAUCUGAUCCAUACCAUAAAUUCACAACUAAUUAAAAAGAACCAAGCGCCACAGACGAGGUAAAGGAAAAAGUUUCCAUUACAUUGGUAACAACCUGAGUGGUUGCAGGUUGUCCAUGUCAUAUUUAUUUAUUUUAUUCUCUAAAGAAAAAAGGAAAGAGCUUCUUUUUUUUUUGUCAAACGUUCAUUAAAUAUUAGACCAAUGAACAGUCAUCAAAUAAAAAUGUUUGAGUUCGCAGUUGUUUUCCGUCACUCUCUAGUGAAACCACCACUUUUUGAAAUGUAAAUGUUUUCUAUUAAGUAGGAGGUUUACUCGCUGUAUAGUGUAUUAUGAAAAAUAAAUUUGCAGAUAUAUUUUUCUAAAUAUGCCAUGUUUGUCGACGUGCUUGUUAUUAAACACUUUGAACACG